Messenger RNA from Lactuca sativa (garden lettuce), 778 nucleotides. RefSeq lists its product as uncharacterized. The record is from RefSeq and is a predicted model, not a curated record. NCBI's taxonomy places the organism in Eukaryota, Viridiplantae, Streptophyta, Magnoliopsida, Asterales, Asteraceae. Gene Ontology annotation, biological process: endoplasmic reticulum to Golgi vesicle-mediated transport.
CCAAAGUGAAAUUUUAUCCAUGUUCGUCUUCAUAUUAGCAGGGCAUAAGACAGAUCUUUAUACCCUCCCCUCCCGACAUCUCUAUCCCUCUUCAGUGAAGAUCUCCGAUCAGACUAUAGUAUCAAUAAAAAAAAUCCAGUUAAUAAGCAACUGUAUACUGGAUCAAAAUGGCUAGUACAGCUUGCUUUAUGAUCAUUAGCAAAAAUGACAUUCCUAUCUAUGAAGCUGAAGUUGGAUCCGCUCCUAAAAAAGAAGAGGCUGCACAUCAGCACCAGUUCAUCCUUCAUGCAGCUUUGGAUGUUGUCCAGGAUCUUGCAUGGACUACAAGUGCCAUGUUUUUGAAAUCUAUCGAUAGAUUCAAUGAUUUGGUGGUGUCAGUAUACGUUACAGCUGGUCAUACACGAUUAAUGCUGCUUCAUGACUCACGUAAUGAUGAUGGGAUUAAGAGCUUUUUUCAGGAAGUCCAUGAGCUUUAUAUAAAGAUACUUCUAAAUCCUCUCUACCUACCAGGAUCCCGUGUAACAUCUUCACAUUUUGAUACCAAGGUAAGAGCCCUUGCAAGAAAGUAUCUAUGAGUCCUUCAUCUUACAUUUUCCCUUUGAUUUUUACUGUGAAAAUACUUAUUAUUGAGAGGGACACAAAUUAGAGUGUAAUAUGCUGUGACAAUGUCAAUUAAGCAUUUACUUUUACUGUGAAAACGGAAGCUUAAAAAUGUCUCUUGUGAAAUGAAAAUACUUGGAUCUCCAUUAAUAUGUAAUGCAACUUGAAUUAUUUGUCA